This is a messenger RNA of Colossoma macropomum (tambaqui), 573 nucleotides long. Its product is annotated as histone H2A-like. NCBI's taxonomy places the organism in Eukaryota, Metazoa, Chordata, Actinopteri, Characiformes, Serrasalmidae. Gene Ontology annotation, molecular function: protein heterodimerization activity; structural constituent of chromatin; DNA binding. Bases 1 to 573 code for a protein of 190 amino acids. Gene Ontology annotation, cellular component: nucleosome. The record is from RefSeq and is a predicted model, not a curated record. The transcript is spliced from 2 exons.
AUGGGUAUCAUGAACUCGUUCGUCAACGAUAUCUUCGAGCGCAUCGCCGGUGAGUCGUCCCGUUUGGCUCAUUACAACAAACGUUCCACCAUCACGUCCAGGGAGAUCCAGACCGCCGUGCGCCUGUUGCUUCCCGGGGAGCUGGCUAAGCACGCCGUGUCCGAGGGCACCAAGGCCGUCACCAAGUACACGAGCUCCAACAAAACUGGCGGGAAGGCUAGGGCUAAAGCCAAGACUCGCUCCUCCCGCGCCGGCCUGCAGUUCCCCGUGGGCCGUGUGCACAGACUUCUGCGCAAAGGUAAUUAUGCCGAGCGCGUCGGCGCGGGUGCUCCCGUUUACUUGGCUGCCGUGCUCGAGUAUCUGACUGCUGAGAUCCUCGAGUUGGCCGGAAACGCCGCUCGCGACAACAAGAAGACCCGUAUUAUCCCUCGUCAUCUGCAGCUGGCCGUUCGUAACGACGAGGAGCUCAACAAACUGCUCGGAGGAGUCACCAUCGCUCAGGGUGGCGUUCUGCCCAACAUUCAGGCCGUCCUGUUGCCCAAGAAGACCGAGAAGGCGGUCAAGACCAAGUAA